Messenger RNA from Olea europaea var. sylvestris, 871 nucleotides. RefSeq names its product Werner Syndrome-like exonuclease. Gene Ontology annotation, cellular component: nucleus; cytoplasm. The transcript has a single exon. The coding region runs from base 105 to 746 and encodes 213 amino acids. Gene Ontology annotation, molecular function: nucleic acid binding; 3'-5' exonuclease activity. NCBI's taxonomy places the organism in Eukaryota, Viridiplantae, Streptophyta, Magnoliopsida, Lamiales, Oleaceae. Gene Ontology annotation, biological process: nucleobase-containing compound metabolic process. The record is from RefSeq and is a predicted model, not a curated record.
GCUUUAUGCCAACAAGAAAUAUAUCAUUGACUUUUAUGUUUUAUAUAUUUGCAUCCAUUUUCAUCCGACCCUAAAACACAAACUAGAGGCAAAAAAGGGAAAAAAUGUAUAGAUUUCCUGGUACCUCCAGCAUCACCUUCAAUCACAAUUUGUCUAAAUACUAUGUCAGUUUCGAAGGAAAGAGUAUAGAAACAACAGUCACAGACAAAGCAGCAAUUACAAGUGAAUGGAUUGAAGAAAUCUAUUCAAUUCAUAAUGGAAAUGCAAAGGUUAUUGUUGGUUUGGACGUCGAAUGGAGGCCUCACCCCAUUCAAUCAAUGAGUAACAAAUCAGCAACUCUGCAACUCUGCAUAGAUGAUAAGUGUCUGAUUCUUCAACUCUUUUACAUGGAUGAAAUUCCAGAUUCUCUGAAAAACUUUCUUCUGGACCCUAAAUUUACUUUUGUGGGAAUUGAAGUGGCUGACGAUAUUUUGAAGCUUAAGAAUGAAUAUGGGCUGGAUUGCAGCAGCAGUUCUGAUAUUCGAUCAGUGGCGAAGAGUAUGUGGCCGUGGAGGUUUCGUCGUCCUGGAUUAAAGGAUCUUGCCUUGGAAAUAUGUGGGCUUAGCAUGAAGAAGCCUAAGCAUGUUUGCAUGAGUAAUUGGGAGGCAAGAGAGCUUAAUAAUAAUCAAGUUGAAUAUGCAUGCAUUGAUGCAUAUGCUUCUUACAAGAUCGGUCACAAACUGCUGAUUGAACUGUCAACCAAUUAAGGGAUGUUUGAAAGUACUAUGUUUAAGAUUUUAAUGGGAUUUGUGCGUUUAUCUAUGUUUUAGUAUUAUUAUGUAAAUUUGACGUGUUCUUGAAUAAAUAUAUAAUUCUCUAUGUCACUUGUUAA